UAUGAUCAAGAGAUGGAGUACUCGGUCCAAGAGAUGGAGUGGAUUACUCGGUCCCAAGAGACGGAGUAAAGUGAUUGAGAAAGAGAGCUUAGAGAAACGAGCAGAGCGAGAGCGAGAGACAGAGAGAGAUAUGGGUUUGGAGUCGGUAGGAGAUCUAGCCCUCCAUGUUAUUCUGACCAAGUUAGGCCCUAAAGAGACGGCCACAGCUGCGUGCGUCAACAAGAAGCUUAGGUCUUUGGCCUCCGAGGAUUCCCUCUGGUUCAAGUUCUGCUCUCAAGAUCUCCAUCUCAAUCACCCUCUUGACCCUCUCGGAAACUCUACCCCGUCUUUUAAGGUGUCUUAUCAAUUAUGGCGGGAAGCUUUCAGCAUGUAUCCUUGGCUCCUGGUCAUGAGAGUUAAUAGAUGUUGGGGCAGACUUAAGAACUGGUUGGACAUUAAUUUUCCAGAAGCCAAAGCUACACUAUGCAAGGGUGUAUCAGAAGCUGAUAUUCAAGAGUCGGAGAGAAUCCUGAAAGUGAAACUGCCUCUACCCACAAGGAUCCUCUACCGUUUUUGUGAUGGUCAAGAAUCGGUCAAACAAUCUUUAGUAAGUUCACAUGGAAGCUCAUUGGGCCUCAUAGGUGGCUAUUCUUUUUAUCAACACUUUGUAAAUGUGUAUUUGUUACCUUUAACUGAGGUGAUUUUAGAAACAAAGGCAAUUGUACGUCGUCCUGGUUUCUCCAGAAGAUCAAAGUAUAUUGUUGUGGCUGCUUCUUCCACAUAUGUUGAAAAGUUCUUUUUCCUGAACUGUACCACUGGUCAACUCUAUGUUGGUACUGCAAAUCUUCCAACUUGUGGAGAAAUGAUUCCAUGUGUACCAAAUGCAUUAAUAAGUUCAGUGCACGAUUUCAAUGGUGAUCAACAGCAGGAUGCAAUGCUGCUAUGGUUAGAAGAACAUGUACGUCGCUUAGAAAAUGGAGUAAUUAAACUCCGUGAGGAAGGUGGUUUCAAAAGUAUUAAUCUGUUUCCAGAGGACUCUCCACUCUGUUCCACUGCUAUAACCAAUGGAGUUAAAGUACGUGCUUCUGCUGUGUUUGUUCCGGAGUCUGCUGAUCUUCAAAAUGAGAAUGAGACGUAUACAUUUUCUUAUUCAAUCCGCAUGUCCCUUCUGCCUGAAGGAUGCGUCAUUCAUGGAAUAUGCUUCAGUUCAUGUCAACUGCAUCAAAGGCACUGGAUCAUCCGUGCUAAUGACAGUGUGGUAUCUCACGUGAAUGGUGAAGCUGUAAUAGGACAGUUCCCACUAUUGCUUCCAGGUGGGAAAGAAUUUGUUUAUGAGAGUUGCACGCCUCUACCAACUUCUUUGGGCUCCAUAGAGGGCUCUUACACAUUUGUCCCUGGCAGGUUAAAAAACCCAAAAGGUGCUCCAUUUGAAGUUGAAGUAGCAAGGGUUCCCCUCCAGUUGCCAGACUACAUUUUCUGAUACCUGCAACUCGAGCAUAUAUGAUUUACGUAUGAUGUGGUUUUUGUUAAUAUUUAUGAAAGCUUGUGCAGCUACAAACAUAUGAAUGGUCGUUAUAAGUUGCAUGUCUCGUUUCUUUAUCCGGAGUUGGCUCCGAAUAUAAGAAGGAUUCAUAUUUCAUAUUUCUUUAUCC
This is a messenger RNA of Juglans regia (Persian walnut), 1631 nucleotides long. RefSeq names its product F-box protein SKIP16-like. The record is from RefSeq and is a predicted model, not a curated record. The transcript is spliced from 5 exons. Gene Ontology annotation, molecular function: protein binding. Lineage: Eukaryota; Viridiplantae; Streptophyta; Magnoliopsida; Fagales; Juglandaceae. The coding region runs from base 2 to 1459 and encodes 485 amino acids.